Molecule: messenger RNA, 1040 nt
Organism: Trichoderma atroviride IMI 206040
Lineage: Eukaryota; Fungi; Ascomycota; Sordariomycetes; Hypocreales; Hypocreaceae
Source: RefSeq, a predicted model, not a curated record
CCAGUUUAUACAUGAGAACGGGAGAAUCAUUUGGAUGAGGCUUGAUGGUUUCUCUUAAUUAGACGAAACGGAAAUAUAGAAGAAAGGAAAGAAUCAACAUGUCAAAAGGAACCAUUUUGGUCACGGGAGCCAACGGCGGACUUGGGUCUGCCAUUGUGCAAAACAUCAUCAGCACGCCCGAUCUAGCCUCAAACUAUGCUGGCAUCUACGCGGUGCGAAAAGCAGCCACUGCGAUGACGCUCCAAGGGGUCCUUCGUCGCGCCCCGUUGGAUCAUAGACACGAGACGGUAGAAAUUGACCUCGGCUCACUGGCCAGUGUUAGGAAGACGGCUGCAGAUAUCAAUGCAAGAGUUGCGAAAGGCGACUUGCCCAAGAUCCGCGCCCUCAUCUUGAAUGCUGGAUAUUCGGAUUAUGCCAAUCUUGACGGGCGCGUCCUCUUUGUCAGUAGCUGGUCCCACGAUAUCGAUGAUCCCCGCAAUGAUGUGAUGAUGGGCGCGUAUAAAGAUACUGGAUACCCAACAUUGUUUCCUGGCGCGGAAGUUCUCGCCAAAGGUCAAUGGAGUCGUCCUGAAGACGAUCCCGGCAUCAACUCGGGAUUCCGUCGAUACGGGGCCAGCAAGCUGUGUGCUAUGAUGCUGUGCGAAGAAUUGGCAGAUCGCAUAGCCAAAGACCCGAAACUGAACAAUAUCUCCGUCGUGAGCUUGAGUCCGGGCACCAUGCCCACCAGCUUCGGCCGUAGAGCAGGUUUCCUGAUUGGUGUUGUUGCCACGAGGGUUAUAAUGCCAGUGCUGUCUGAAAUGAGCGUGCGGUUCAGUCCCAACGGCAUGCUCCGACCUUCGUGGAAGAGCGCCGCGGACGUCAUCAGGGCUUGCUUUGACAUUGAAGCAUAUAAAGGGGAGGCGUUGCAUUUGGAUGGCACGGCCAGCCUUCAGAUUGCCAAAGACGCGAAAGAUGAGGCCAAGAGAAAAGAGCUGUGGGAAUAUGGACUUGGAGCAGCCAAGAUGGAUGAGGGAGAUACAGCGUUGGUGGAGUGGACAUAG